Molecule: messenger RNA, 861 nt
Organism: Xenia sp. Carnegie-2017
Lineage: Eukaryota; Metazoa; Cnidaria; Anthozoa; Malacalcyonacea; Xeniidae
Product: galactosylceramide sulfotransferase-like
Exons: 3
Coding region: 239-751 (170 amino acids)
Biological process (GO): glycolipid biosynthetic process
Cellular component (GO): membrane
Molecular function (GO): galactosylceramide sulfotransferase activity
Source: RefSeq, a predicted model, not a curated record
UGCAGAAAGGUCUUGUGUUCUUACACAUACAACGUAUAUACAAAGUGUUUUGCUCAAAAAAAGUGAUUCGUCUUACUGCUUGUGUUCUUUUGUUGAUAAUCAAUGCAGGUUUUGUCAAACUGUAUGGUGUUUCAUUGUUGUCAAGGAAGAUACGAAUGAAUUUGAAUGCUCCUUUCAAGACCGCUUAUAGAUCAAUACUGAUAAACAGAAACGAAACAAACUUAGUAAAACACUACCCAUGGACUGGGAGCUAGAUGAUGCGAUAGAAAUUAUUUCUAACCGUUUCCAUUUGGUUCUAAUCAUGGAAUACUUUGACGAGUCUCUGGUUCUUCUGAAGCGUAAAAUGUGUUGGAAAGUGGAUGAUAUUGUUUAUUUUCAACUGAAUCGACAAGUUGAUUCGAGAAACCAGUCAAAUCCUGCAACUCGCGACAAAAUCUUACAAUGGUCCAAAGCCGAUCUGAUGCUUUACAAGCAUUUUAAUGAAACUUUGUGGAAAAAAAUUCGAAAUGAAGGCGAUAGCUUUUGGAAUGACGUUUCAUUACUGAGAAAAAAAAACGCUGAUUUUCGUCGCAUAUGCCUGCAAGCAGGUCGAGUAGUCCUGGAUAGACCCUAUCCCGGAUCAAACUCUUUCAUAUAUGGACAUGCUCUAAAGUCUGAUAUUCCACAUGAACAUAUAUUGUCUUGCCAAAGGAUGGUGCGCUCUGAAAUGACGUAUUUGAACUUCUUCAAGCAUCGUUUGGAUAAGACAUGAACAAAGCGAUCAAAGAGAUAGUUUGUAUCAUCAUUUAUCACGCCUCAUAUAUGAAAGUACUCUGUAGAACAUUGUAAACCCUGCAUUUGAUAAAUUUUUUCUCUAUAAAA